This is a messenger RNA of Colius striatus (speckled mousebird), 3476 nucleotides long. RefSeq names its product ring finger protein 26 (gene RNF26). NCBI's taxonomy places the organism in Eukaryota, Metazoa, Chordata, Aves, Coliiformes, Coliidae. The record is from RefSeq and is a predicted model, not a curated record. Gene Ontology annotation, biological process: ubiquitin-dependent protein catabolic process; protein ubiquitination. The coding region runs from base 45 to 1436 and encodes 463 amino acids. The transcript has a single exon. Gene Ontology annotation, molecular function: ubiquitin protein ligase activity.
GCGGCGCGCAGGGGCCGCGGCUGAGGCCGCCGUACGGCGCCGCCAUGGAGCCGCUGCUGGCGCUGCUGGGCGCGCUGCGGCUCGCCCUGGACCUGCUGCUGCUGCUGCUCGACAUCAACUUCUUGCUCGUGUCCUCGCUGGUGUCGGCGCUGCUGUGGCUGCUGGCCGCGGCCUGCGCGCUGCCCGCCGCCGCCUCCGCGGCCGCUCUGGCCUGCUGGGACGGGCUGCUGGGCGCGCUGGCCCGGGCGGGCUGCGGGCUGGCCGGGCUGCUGCGCGGCUGCUGCUGCGGCGGCCUGGAGGGGCUGAAGCUGGCCGGGCACCUGCUGUCGCACCUCGCGCUGCGGGGCAGGGAGCUGCUGGCGCGGGGGCUGUGCGGGCUGCUGGGCUGCGGCCAGGCCGUGGGCAGGCAGCUGGGCGAGGGGCUGGCCAUCGGCACCAGCCUGCUGGCCUACCUGCUCAACAGCCUGCUCAACGUCUGCCUCAUCGGCACGCAGAACCUCCUGGCGCUGCUGGCGGCCCUCUGGGACUCGGUGGCCGGCCCCUUCCUGAGGGCCACGGACCUGCUGGCUGCAUUCCUGGCGCACGUCUCCAGUGGCGCCAUCGCCGUGCCCAUCCUGCUGUGGUCCCCCUGCCAGCUGGCCUUCCGGCUCCUGGCCUCUGCCGCCGAGCUCUUCGUCAGCAUCUUCUUCGUCAACAUCUACGGCCUGGGCUUGCUCCUGCUCAUCAUCGCUGUGGGAGCCUUUGUGCUCAACCCCGGGCUGCUGCGGGCGCUGACGGGCCAGGCACUGGCCUACCUGAACACGCUGCCUUCCUACCACCGCCUGCAGCGGGAUGUCUGGCGGCUCUACCAGGUGGCGGUGCUGACACUGGGCAUGGCCAUGACCUCCCAGGCCUGGCGGCGCGUGGUGGACUGGAGUCUGCAGGUGACCAACUGGAGCCGAGGGGGCAGAGCAGUGAGCAACCAGCGAGGAGCGGCUGUGCCUGGCCUGAGGCUCCCCGCAGCCCCUGGCGGGGUGACGCUGGCGGGGGCUGGCCCGCUGCCAGCCACGCACGAGGAGCUGCUGGACGUGGAGCGGGUCCCGCAGGCACGUCCUGCUCUGAGCCGAAGUGCCGUGGCAGGGCAGCGUCUCCAGAUGCCCAGGGAGGAACCCAGCAGCUCCCGGGGUAAAGCUCCGAGGAGGCAGCUGCUGAACACAGCAGCUGGGGAUGCUGAGGGCACUCCGGAUAACGACCCCUGGAUGCUCCUGAAAGAACAAGAGGAACGGAAGAAGUGUGUCAUCUGUCAAGACCAAACCAAGACAGUCCUGCUGCUGCCCUGCAGGCACCUGUGCCUGUGCCAGGAGUGCACGGAAGUCCUGCUGCAGCAGGCCAUCUACCAGCGCAACUGCCCUCUCUGCCGCCAGAUGAUCCUCCAGACACUCAACGUCUACUUGUGAGCCUGAGGGGUGGGGAACUCGGGUCAUUUUCCCAGAAGGUCACAGGCACCCCUGGCUGCAUCUUGCCGGGAAGCAGAACUUCCCAAGGCUGCCUUGAGCAGCUUCCAAAGAACUGCGGAUGGUGCUGAAAGGGCAAAAGGCUGGUGGGGGUGUCUGCUGGCCACAUUUGCUACCUAAUUAGGUUGUAGCUCUUGCUAGCAAACACAGUCACUGAUCUCUGCAGCAAGCUGAAAGAGUUACCUCCCUUCGUCUGUUUAAAGGGACUGUUGCCUCGAGCCUGCAGCAGUCUGAGAUCCAGAGCAGAGUGCAUAAAGGUGCUGUGGUCCAAAGCUGAUAUAAACACUGUGCCCUCCUGCUAAUCAGAAGGGCAGAUGCAAGACAAAGGAGAGUUUUUCCUAAGGUCUGACCAGAAGGGUACCUGGCAGACUGCAUUCAGGCCUCUUGUUUCCUCCUCCCACCAUCUAAGCUGAGAAGUUCCAUGGGAAGUCAGAAGCAUGCCCCUUUUGCAAGGCCCCAAGAGAGAGCAAUUAGCUUUUAGGCUGUGUUACCAGAGGGCUGAGCCUAGCUCUCUGCUGGAGAAAAGCAAGGUUUCUGGGGUACUUGAGUAAUGACAGCCCCCUUUGGUUUUAGAGUUUCCCAUUGGCCUUGGCAGGACAAGGAGGAGCCAUGAGGAAUGCAGGCUCAGAGCUGCUUCCACAAUCACCUAUGCAAGACAAAGCAAAGCACACGUUGGGUCACUUGCAGGAGAAGGCUGGGGAAGUUCCUCAUUCUGCUGGGGUGGCUGUGUUCCUUGGGGAGUCUGAAGGGUGGCCAGCCAAUGCCUCCAGCUCAGCAGCAACACACAUCUGAGCCUGUGCUGGAGAAUCUCUCAAGAUAAGAGGCAUUUUCUUCUGGCUCAGGGUGGAACUGGGUGGUUCACACCAGUGCUUGCUGCUUCACAGGCCAAGCUGGCUAGAGGGUAUAAGUCUUUGGGAGGAAAGGGGACACCCCAAAGCUCCUGGGAGCCCACUGAGACAUUCCAGCUCCAGGCACAAGUUCUGCAAAUCCUGGAGAUGGGCAGCUGUGCACAGGGAGCAGUACAAGGACCAUGGCUGUCUUGGUUUAGGGCAGGUUUACACCUUUGUUCUGUUUUACUGUCUGUUAGAAGUGUAAGUAGUUUGAUUUCUCCUGAAACCUGAGGACAGCAUCCAGUCCUGACUGAGGAGACCUGAGGUGGCUCAUCCCAGCUUGGGCAACCAGCAAGGUUCCAAAAAAACCACUGGGCUGCAAGAGGGCCUUGUGUUAAAAGCUUUUCCUCUUCCUGCUGCUUGCCUGAGGUCGGCCACGUGCCACAGCCAAUUUUGGCUGGAGCCAGACUGGAAAGAGUCUGGACUCCUGGACUGCAAGCCAAGAGCCUGAGGGCAGCUGGCAUGGCCUGCCUUCUCUGUUCUCCUUCUUGAUUAGCGAUUGCAGCCAAAACAGAGGCAGCAGAGAGGCCGGGCUGUGCUGGGAGGUGCCUUUGCACUGCAAGCCUGAGCAGGGGGAAGAUGCUAUCUUGUGGGAGAGUGGCUUUUCUCUGGGAGGUGCUGCAGGGUUCAGCAAUACCCACCUUUGCUGGGGGCUGGAGGGACUCCCCAGGCCACACUAGGCUCCUGAACAUUAAGGGAUGCUAGAACGGCUUGUCCUCAUGGCUUCCAGUCCUCCCACUUCACGUGGCAGGUGCCAGGUUCCCUGCUCACCCCACUUGUGUUCACUCUCUCAUGACUGCAACCACCACACAUACAGCAGUGGCAAGUGCAGCUCCCCAGGCUCCAGCUUGGCCCAUGCAUUCACAGGGCUCCCCUCCAGCUCAUGGCUUUUGGGGUGCAGUGUUUCCUAUCCUAAUUACAGGAGGACAUCUCCCCAGGACUGUAGGGUUUUUUAAAUUGUUGUAGCCACACAUUGUUUUAGGGCCUGUUUGUUUGCUGCCUGUUUAUAUAGAAAAAAAGAAGAGAAAGCUUUGCCUUAACUCUUUGCACUAUGGAUUAGAAACUGAGCAGAUUAAAGUCUCCUUUGCCAAAA